UUCCGGGUCAGGGAGUAUACAACGGUCAAGGGAAAUGAACUGAAAGAAGAAAGAACAAUAUUUACUUUUUCAAAUGAGUGACAUUGUUAUCCUGAAGUCGAAACAGUCCAAAAUGACGAAUAAAACGAGAUACAUUCGAAGUGGGAUACAUUAGAACGAAAAAUGGCCAUGCUAGGUUGUUGUGCUUCACAGCUUGCGUGCUGUUGUGGCCCGGCGUCGUGCGCCCUGUGUUCUAGAUGUCUGCCGCCAAUCAACGAGUCGUCCGGGACGCGUAUCAUGUACACCCUGUUUCUUCUUCUUAUAUUCUUUGUUGCCUGCAUCAUGAUCUCGUCGGAUAUACAAGAAUUAAUAAUCGAAAACGUUACCAGUUUCAACGUGACGUGCCUGCUCUUGCAGUCAGGAGAGAACUGCAGUCGGCUGGUCGGCUAUAAGGCCGUGUACCGUCUCUGUCUCGGCAGUGUGGCAUUCCACUUCAUCCUGAUGGUCCUCACCCCGAGCAUCCCAAACAGCAACCACUGGAGAGCGUCCAUACAGAACGGAUACUGGUUCUUCAAGUUCCUCAGUCUCUGUGGGUUGUGUGCUGCUGCCUUCUUCAUUCCUGUGAAAUACAGUUUGUACUUGACGUAUUUUGGCAUGGUUGGCGGUUUUCUCUUCAUUAUUAUACAGGUCAUCUUGCUUGUCGACUUCACACACUCAUGGAACGCAUCAUGGGUUGGAACAAAAUCUGGCAGGAGGAACAAUUGUGGCUUUGCUGGCACGAUAAUGGUUACCGUUUUCUGUUACAUGAUGUGUUUUGUGGGCGUCUUUCUUCUCAUCUGGUUCUAUGGACUCGAGUACACCUGCACCACCAACCGAAUCUUCAUCGGUGUCAACGCCUUGCUCUGUAUCAUCAUCUCCACCAUCACACUCCUGCCGUGCAUGGAAAGAUUUAAUCCAAAUGCUGGCAUGUUGCAGGCCUCAGUUAUCAGCCUGUACGUUAUUUAUCUCACGUGGUCGGCGCUGAGCAGCGAGCCACCAGAACAGAAAAACACCAUUUUGGAUACCGGUUCGUUUUCCAAUGCACUGUUUCACAGUAGUGCCGGCAACAAGAUGAACACAAGCGUGGUGUUGGGUCCCGGGAAGGACGGAGCACCAGGCAACGUGUCCCACCUGUACGACUGCCGGCCCAAGCCUAGGUCGCCACAGACGGAGCUCAUCUCGGGCUAUGCGGGGCUGUUCUUCAUGAUCAUCAUGGCCGUCUUCUCCAGCUUGAAAACCACUAUCGAGUCACAUAAGUUGGGCAUUUCAAGACCCACAACUGAGGAAAAUGUCUGCUGUUGCUGUAUCAUUCAGAAGCGAGACAACCCUUCAGACAAUGGUGGACAGCGAGUCAUUCAGAACGAGUCCGACGGACUUGUCUACUCUUACUCGUUCUUCCACUUCGUGUUCUGUCUGGCUGGGCUCUACGUCAUGAUGCAACUCACCAACUGGUACAGACCAGAAGAGACGAACCUUAACACAUUUGGACUCAACUGGUCUGCAGUGUGGGUGAAAAUGGCCUCCAGUUGGGUGUGCAUUGCUUUUUACACAUGGACACUUUUCGUACCAAAGUUCUGUCCCGGCCGCCACCUGGCCUUCCGACCUCCAGACAACGAAGACGACGACGACGUGGAUGGAGAACGGGCGCGGCAGGGUCUAGAGGGAGGAGAGGCCAGCGAGAGGUUGAACAUGCAGAGGAGGUCGCGCCAGUCUGAUUACUCCCCGCGGUCGAUCACCGAGGAACCGCGGUCCAGCUCAAGAAUGUCAGGGGCCUCUGGGUCAAGGAGUUCCACAGGUGCUGUCAAGUUUUCAAGAGAAGGACUGGAUCGGAUAGAUGCUGUGAAGUCGGACUCCAGAGAGCGUCUCGACAAACAGUCGCCAAAAGCACAGAGGGAGCGACCCAAUUCGCGCCAGGGUGCGGCACAACCAGACCGACCUAGUUCUCGUACCUCAAGGUCACAGUCACCGUCUAAAAAAGACCAACACAACUCUAGUGUGGUUUAAAGCUGUAUUUCCUUUUGUUAAGAUUUCAAUUUUUAAAUUAUUUUUUUAAAACAGUAAACCACUUCUUUUUUUUUUUUACAAAAAUACUUUUUACUAAUGUAUACAUUCCCAAUGUAUUUGCAUAUUUUUAUAUGAUGUUACCUAUACGAUGUUACCUACAUUCAUGUACAUUUGUUCAAUUGAUAUACAAAUUUUAGGUACAUGUAGACUUUACAACAGUUAUGAAAUAAGGGAUCUGAUUAUAUUGUUUUAUUUAUAAAACCAACAAUUAUUUUAUGAUAUUUAAUUUAUUUAUUUAGCAGACAAUUGCUUUAUUUAUGAUAAUAGUCAUAAAUGUUUUUAAUAAAAUAAAUUUUUUUGGCCCAGUUGCCUUAUUUAUGAUAAUAAUAAUGGAUGCAGGGUUGGAAAUUUGUAGUUGCCUGAGGCAAACUUUAUCGGCUACGAGCGACUUUGAAUUUGACAAAGAUGGCCCAUUAACAAUAGUAACAAUUUAUUUUAACUAACGGUAGCAUCGUUAGCCAUUGCGAUUUUUAAUCGAGUUUCAACCCUGGGAAUAUAACCACAUGUAGAUCUUAUUAAUAUAUGAGGAAAUUUUUAGUCAGUUAAAAAUUUUUUAACAAAAUAAAAACAAAAUUGUGAGAGGUAUAAAAAAAGAAAUGGGGUUCCCACAACUUUCCCUGCUUAAGUCCGAGUUUGCUUUGCUAUAGUAGCAACAUAGAACAGAUUUUAAUUCUUGUUUUGUUACCACACCUGUUGGCUAGAAAACUUUGACAAGUUUGAUAUGACACAAUAACCCGGAUUUUCUCAAAACUAGAUGCGUUUCAGUCCCUUUGUAAAUAGGAGUACAGAACAGAACCUCUCUAAACUGAAUACCCCUUAAAACCAGACUUUUUACUUUUGUCUAAUGCGUGCCUGGUUUAUAGGGGUUUUGCUGUCAUUUCAAAUAAUAUUCUUUGACGUGUCCACCUGUGGCAUCAGCUGGGAAAGUUACCAUCAUUUUUAUAUUAACAUCUAUCGCCAUGAGUUUAUGUGAUUCAACAGUUCUAGUUCUUAGACUUACAUGUAUUUUAUAUUAACAUCUAUCGCCAUGAGUUUAUGUGAUUCAACAGUUCUAGUUCUUAGACUUACAUGUAUUUUAUAUUAACAUCUAUCGCCAUGAGUUUAUGUGAUUCAACAGUUUUAGUUCUUAGACUUAAUGUAUUUUAUAUUAACAUCUAUCGCCAUGAGUUUGUGUGAUUCAACAGUUCUAGUUCUUAGACUUACAUGUAUUUUAUAUUAACAUCUAUCGCCAUGAGUUUAUGUGAUUCAACAGUUUUAGUUCUUAGACUUAAUGUAUUUUAUAUUAACAUCUAUCGCCAUGAGUUUAUGUGAUUCAACAGUUCUAGUUCUUAGACUUAAUGUAUUUUAUAUUAACAUCUAUCGCCAUGAGUUUAUGUGAUUCAACAGUUCUAGUUCUUGGACUUACAUGUAUUUUAUAUUAACAUCUAUCGCCAUGAGUUUAUGUGAUUCAACAGUUUUAGUUCUUAGACUUACAUGUAUUUUAGUUUUUAAAAUCUUCCCAAGGCCUAAAAACAAUAUGAGUUUUUCUGGGCACCCGACGCCAACUAGAAAAGAGGGCCAACCCUAACUUUAUUUUAUCUUAUUUAUUUAAAAAAAAUUAAUGUUGGUUAAAAGAGUAUACAUACAUAACAUUUUUUAUCAUAUAAUAUGUUACAUUUUACGUCAAAUUAUGUGAUAUUUUUCAGAUCACAUGC
Molecule: messenger RNA, 3776 nt
Organism: Gigantopelta aegis
Lineage: Eukaryota; Metazoa; Mollusca; Gastropoda; Neomphalida; Peltospiridae
Product: serine incorporator 5-like
Exons: 13
Coding region: 163-2022 (619 amino acids)
Cellular component (GO): membrane
Source: RefSeq, a predicted model, not a curated record